Messenger RNA from Peromyscus californicus insignis, 603 nucleotides. Its product is annotated as homeobox protein Rhox13-like. NCBI's taxonomy places the organism in Eukaryota, Metazoa, Chordata, Mammalia, Rodentia, Cricetidae. The record is from RefSeq and is a predicted model, not a curated record. Gene Ontology annotation, biological process: regulation of transcription by RNA polymerase II. The transcript has 3 exons. Gene Ontology annotation, molecular function: DNA-binding transcription factor activity, RNA polymerase II-specific; RNA polymerase II transcription regulatory region sequence-specific DNA binding. Bases 49 to 603 code for a protein of 184 amino acids.
CAUUCCUGGGGCCCCACUUCUCUCUGUGGCUUCUGCCCACUACUAGUCAUGGCCCGCAAGGUCCAUUGGCAAUAUAUAUACGUUGUGAGGAAUGAGAAUGGUGAGGAGAUAGCUGAGGUCUCCACCUUAGAGGCUGCCUUGGCCAUGGUGGGUGGCAACCCUAGUGGAGGUGACGCAGGCUGCGUAAUGGAACUAAAUAACGGGGUCCGCCAGGUCCCUGAGAGCCAAAACGACUCUGAGGAGAGCAGUAGGGACCCGAACGCCUCUUCCUUGGAGCCUCACCAGGAGGAGCCAAGGCCCUCAGCCGAGCCUGUGAUUCGGAUUCCGAGGCGCCGUUCAUCACGAAGGCGGCGGCGAACCACAUUGAAGUUCACACUGGGGCAGGUCGAGGAAAUGGAAAAAUUGUUCAAAGAAACCCAGUACCCAGAUGCGCUUGCCAGGAAAGAACUUGCACAAGCUUUGACUAUUCCUGAAGUCAAAGUGAAGACUUGGUUUAACAACAAGAGAGCCAAACAGAGGGCCAGUGAAAAGAAAGUGAUGCUCAGGAGUGCACCACCUGGGAUCCAGGACCACAUUUCCAUGAAGGAUGUGGAGGAGCCCUAG